Paramuricea clavata is the source of this 3737-nucleotide messenger RNA. The record is from the annotation of a GenBank genome assembly. Lineage: Eukaryota; Metazoa; Cnidaria; Anthozoa; Malacalcyonacea; Plexauridae.
GAAUGUGUAUUGGAACGACUUGCUGCUGUCAAUUCUUCCUUAAAGGAAGAAAUUGACAAUUUGAAGGAAAGUCAAGCUAUUACUGAGUUAAAAGUGCAAGAGCUAUGCGCAAGUCAAAAUUACCUGCUGAACAGGUACAUUUCCAGUUGUCGAGAUAUUGAAGAACUGCGUAGUAAAUUUUUGGUGAAAAGUGACAAAGAAGACGUGUAUGUUUUUCAAGCCCCGGAUACAUUCUCGUGGUUUACUGGUCGAACACGCCAAAUCGAAGAAAUCGAAGUAAUUCUCAAGAACGAUGAACAAUUUCAUCAAUCUUCAGCAAGAAAAGCGGCAAUUUGCGGACUAGGAGGAAGUGGUAAAACAAGUCUGGUAGUAGAGUACGCUCAUCGUAUGAAAAACCAUUACCAAGGAGGCGUCUUCUGGUUUUCUGGAGAAGAUGGGACAAAGUUGGCAAAUUCCGUUAAUAGCUUGGCAUCGUCCAUCGGAACAUUCGUUUCUAAUUCUUUCGAUGUGACGCUGUCUCAAACCCUGGAUCGAGUAUCUCGUAUUCAAAAACCAUGGUUGCUCGUUAUUGACGAUAUGGACGAGUUACAACUGUCCCCCAGCGUGCAGAAGCUGUUGUCUGGUUUUUGGCAAAAAAAUUGUAAUGGCCAUAUUAUUGUCACAACUAGAAGAAAACCAAGUACGUUGGUUGACGAGGUACAAGCGUUUAGAGACAGUUUUUGUCUGGAGCUCCAAUGUUUCAAUGCCGAUGAUUCAAAGGAGUUUUUAUUUAACAGAACGGGUAUUUCACGUAAUGAAGAUACCGAGGCCGCAGCAUAUAAACUUUUUGAAAAACUUGAUGGUUUACCACUAGCUCUUGAACAAGCAGCUGCCUACAUUAAGUCACUGGGAUGUUCAUUAUCCUCGUAUCUUGAAUCUUACAAAGCACAGCGUCUUGCUCUUUUAAAUCAGCAACCUACCAAUCCCGUGUCGGAGUAUUCUUCUCCAGAACGACUAGCUGUCCAAACGACAUGGUGUCUCAAUAUUGAUUAUAUUAAGCAGAACAGUGAAGGUAGAAACGCAAUACGAUUUUUAAAUGCGUGUGUGUUUUUCAACCCUGACCAAAUUCAGGAAGAAUUAAUCAAUGUUGGUGAGCCAACCGUCAAGGAUGAUCAGUUUCGCAAUUUCUUGGGAACGUCGUUGUGUCGAUACCAAAUUUUGAAGUUGCUGACGGAUUUUUCACUCUUCAAGCAAUCCAGUUACCGAUGUUUGCAAGUCCAUCGUUUGGUUCUGGACUUCAUUAAAAAAAGCCUUACUCCUAGUGAACAAGAAGAAAGUUUUCUUGAUGCCGUGCGGUUAUUGCAAUAUGGCUUCUCGCAAUCAUAUUCCCCUGACAAAAUAUUGUCAGGUGUUGCUGACAACCCUACUCCUUCAUUGUUUUACAUGUGGAGAACACUUUGCAUGCAUGCUGGAGAAAUCGAGAAAAAUCUGAAAUACAUAUUCCUAGACCGGUGCAACUAUGCAGAAAGGACGGUGUUUUUGCCAGAGACGGCUCAAAUCGUUUACCAAUAUGCCCUUUAUUUGAGUGUGUUCUACAGGCACGAAGAGGCUGUGCAGACUAUGAAUUUUGCGGUUAAAAUUCUGGACUGGAUUCCAGAAGGUGAAAGUGAGUUAUCUCACACUUAUAACUAUUUCUUUCCUCAUAUCGUCCCACUGCCUGAAUCUAUUCGAAGACACGUACAAUAUUGUUCUAAAGCACCAGCUCCUGCGCUUCCUUCAGGUAAUGCUGAGCAAUGUGUAGAUUCUUCUAUUGAAGUGGAGGCCCUGGAAUUCGAGAAAUUGCGCGAGGAAGGAAAUAGUUUGUUUCGUGAAGGACGGUAUCAAGAAGCUGUCGAUGUGUACUCUAGUGCUAUGAAACAGAAAGAGAAAUCAAAGUUUCUUGAUCCAAGAUUCUUCUCCAAUCGGGCAGAAGCCUAUAUAAUGCUUGACCGUUACCACAAUGCCCUGGAAGAUGCAAAAGCUUACAUAUCCAAGCGCCCAAACUGCUGGGAAGGUUAUGCCAGGAAAGCUUUAGCGUUACAUGGUUUAAAUGACGAGUUGGGUGCUGAAUUUGCUGCUUGUCAAACAUAUAUCCUGUAUCCAGACGUUUUUACUGAAUACAAGCUAUUUGAAGAAUUUUCCUAUUUGAAGCAAUGCAUUAAGGAUCCCUCGAACCGCAUAGAUGUACUAGAGCCUGUUGUGGAUAAAAGAGUCAUCUUUCUUCGUCCAGGCACGUAUGACAUAUCACAAGAUGUUUCUUUUCAGGACUGUAUUGUACUUGGAUUUGACGAGAAGAGUUCAGACAUGUCAAAAGUAAAAGUCAAUUUUGUAGGUUCUUCAAGUGCUCGUGUCGUGGGUAGAUGCGCCUUUGCUAACCUGGAAUUUGUAUUCGAUAAGGGCCAUUGCCAUUGUCAGGAUAAUUCUAAGGUUGCUUUUCAAAAUUGUUCUUUUACUAGCCACAAUGAAAAAUACGCUUCGCUUGAUACAGCCGGAGUAACAACCGUUGAGAAUUGCGAGUUCAAGAAUUGUAAUGCCGGAGGGCUUCAAUGUGUUCACGGUUCCGUAAAUGUUGAGAAUUGCACAUUUUAUGGAAACAAAAAGGCUGCACUACAAGUGCGCAAAAGUGGUACUUUAUUAGCAAGGAAUGUUAACAUGCACCAUAAUCACAAAGGCUUAGAAAUUGGCCCUGGAGCUAAAAAGUGCAUCUUGAGUAAUAGCCAAGUUAAUAAUAGUGAACGUGAAGGAGUUUACUGUGUUCAUAAUUACCGUGAUGAAAGUGUUAAUGUUUUUCUCAAAAAUAAUAUCAUCUUCCAUAAUAACACCUUUGGGAUAUUUGUUUUUGAUUCGACCGCAGACAUUUGUGGAAAUAACGUCUUCGAGAACAGUUGGUGGGGUGUAUGGAUUCAAAGCAACUCCUAUUGUCGUAUUUCUAAAAACCAAGUGAAUCGUAACGGAGUUGGAGGUAUGCGUAUUGGUUUGCGUGCUCCAGGCUACCAGCUACCUGUUGUUGAUUCCAAUACAGUAUACAAUAAUGGCGGACCAGGUAUUUUGCAGCACUUGAAUGAUGUUGAUGUGAAUACGUUUUUCCCCAGAAAAGUAUAUCCAGUGCUCGGGUUGCUGCCGGCAGAUCAACCUUUGCCACAACGACUGCAAAACACACUAGUUCGUGCCCAGUGUAACGACAACACAACCCUUGGAAAUAAAGAGUUAGAUGAACAACCCAAUUGCAUAUCUACAAUCCAAAGUUGGCAGAGGUUUUGCUCGCAUUGUAAAAAGGAAGCCACCUUGCAAAAAUGCGAAAAGUGCUACACAACGGGAUAUUGUGGAUCUCUGUGCCAAAAGAGCCAUUGGGAACGUUUCCAUAAACAAGUUUGCCCGACCUUCCUUGAAAGAUAUAGUGUUUUAUUAAGCUAUCCCCUUUCGCCGCCAAACGCAUGUCUUCGUAGUCUUCCAGAAGUUGGUUCACCUCCAAAAAGUAGAGAACAGUUUAUUGUUAAAGUACAAACCGAUGACUCGGAACAUGGGAUACAAAUAUCUGAUCAAUACCUACAUAUUGACGAAUUCUUUCAUUGUGAUCGUAUUCGCAACUUAGUACUAGAUUUGGGUGCCACUAAUUGUGAGAAAAUGAAAAUUAGGAAGCAGCUGUUUAUGUGGGCAGCUUUCACCGAGAAUCAGAUCAUUCGACUUUUCACGAAUGACUUUCCUCCUUAUCAACAGUG